UCACUGUUAUGCAAUACACUGUGGCUGGAUCGCACUGACUGCUGGCAUUGAAAAAAUGAAUAAUUGUUCUGAACACCCAGAUAAUAACUUCCUGAAAGGAACACAUUAGGUCUUACUUCUCAAAGAUGGGCAUCAGGAUCGUCACCAGUGUCCGGACAGUUAUCGUGUUUAUUUUGCCGUGUUUAUAUUUCACACAUGGCAACAUAUGUCCAACGGCAUCUGGAGAAAAGGUUGUACACGUGUGUGAGGACAACUUUGCCAGUGGAGCAUCCAUCUAUCUGGACACCUUUAAGGCUGUCAACUAUGAAGGCAACUGUCUAUGUGACCUCAGGGCACAAGGUGGCGCUGUUGAUCUCCAGUUGUCAGUACAAGGAGUCCACAAAGACUGUGACGCUAUCCUGUAUUUCCCUCCGCCUAUUGAUUACACAUAUAAAUGUGCAGACAAGGCAUCCUCAAAUACUACAGGCCGGAUCGGGCCAGGACAAGUGGUUUUCCUUACUCUCGUCAAAAGAUCUGAGGUCACCGAUUUCUGUGUCCAUUUAGUGCAGAUAUCAUCAGCAGCUGGAUCACUUAAUCUGGCCUGCUUUAGAGGCACAUUGAAAUCAGCCAACACCUCAACAACAACAUCCCCGCCAAUCAACGUCACAAGUAGCGUCACCACUUCGGAUACUUCUGUUACUGAAGGCAAAGAUUCAUCCGGGGACAAUACAACCACUACAGCAACAGAGAGCAAAGAUUCAUCCGGGGACAAUACGACUACUACAGCAACAGAGAGCAAAGAUUCACCCGGGGACAAUACUACUACGACAGUAACAGAGAGCAAAGAUUCAACCGAGGAAAACCCACAUAUAACACCUUCUGGAAUCACAGGUCAUAAUAACACAGCGACCCCUCAGUCAGUUAUUGGAGUCAGCUUUGUCGUUGUUGGGGUCGUUGCUGCAAUCGUGCCGUAAUGAAACUACGUGUAUAACGGAUAUGGAGUUUAUGCAGGGCCAGAUCCAGAAUAGUCAAAUGCAGGGAUGAACAGAGUUUUCGCAGUGGACAUGAUAAAUUAUAUCUACAACACUUCAAGAACACAAUGGCCAUACUCCUUAAUGCAACAAUAUGUAUCAAUAGUUGCCCCCAAAUCGAAAUAUAUCCGAUAACGUCUGUUAAACGCUGCAAUAUGCUAAAUUCGGUUCGGGAAUGCCAACAAUUCAUAUUUGACAUUUAGUUGUUAUGAUUGAUGAAACACAUUGUUACUAUUUACGGCGACAAAACGGCUGACAUGCAUGGUCAGUACUAUUGAGAGAGAUGUCUCAGCUGGGAUUUCUGAGGACAAUUAAGUACACGGACAAUACAUGUAUAACCUCAAUCCAACCAGGAUAGCUCGUCAACAGACAACUACGUUUAUCCACGAGACAAGUAUAUGAAUGGCGAAGUAACGCAACAAUAGUGUACAUGUACAUGUGGCUUAGUAGAACUUAUACAAUGUUUAUUUGAUUGAUGAUAUGACUUUUUCCCUCAUGAAUAAAUCAUGUUAAUUUAAUUUUGAUUUCAUACUUACACUGGCCUUACCUAAUGAGUGUCGUCAUGAUGCUGAAGUAGAUAACCUGCGGAAUUCAAUUUCUUUACUUUGUGUUGCUUUUUUGUAUAAGACAUGUACUUAGCUUGAACAAACACAUGUCUAACUACACACUGCAAUAUUCAUUUGGCAUUGCAAUCAACCUACAGAUCAAUAGCAACUACUCUUUUGGCAUCAAGCGCCUUACUUUUGACUUGUAUUGAUAGCACUUGUGACGCGAAAGUACAUUUUAACCGUACAUUUUCUUUUAACCGUAUAUUUUCUUUUAACCGUAUAUUUUCUUAAUCUAUUCUGCCAAAUCGUUUCCCUCUCUCGUCAGUCUAAACAGUUUUACAAUACCCAAUAUACUUUUAAUUCAUGUUAAGGGUAUUCCAAAAGUAUACAAUGAAUACAUAUAUUUCAUUUCCAAGUGUGGAAAUACUUCUAUUUGAAAUCGAUUUGCUUCAAUUCAAACCUAUUCAUGAUUGUGAAAGACCUAAAUAAAUAAAAUGUUAAAGCAAGUGUCAGGAAAAAUCAAUUCAUUUACGCGACAAGUUGACGCCAAUACCCAGCUAUUGUUAGGGGCGUUUUAUGAUACACAUAGAAAGACUGUGUGGUCCUGUGUUGCACAUAUGUCAUUGAUCCGUGUAAAUAUCUGAAGAUACAUGUAUCUUGACUCUGGAAAUUAUCCAAUACAACGAUAAUACGUGCACGCCUCUUGUAUGCUACUGGCAUUUAGGUUUUAUUGCUAUAGGCAUGUCAGUGUAACUUUAACUGCGAGAAGAAGGCCUUAGGUUAAUAUUGAGUUCGAUGUUAUGCUGGUGCCAUCUUCACUUUAGACAUAAUCAGUGACACAGAUCAUCUAACAGUUUCGGAAUCAUUUUGUUUUUAAUUUUACCACGUUCUUGUAAAUUCAUGGAAACAGGGUCAAAUUCCAAAUUUCAAAACACAACCUCAUUAACCCGAACCAGAAUGGCUUCGCUCCAACCGGCAAACUUUUGACAACAUUUUACAUUAAGAACAAGAUGUUAAAACAGCACAGGUGCACAAACAAUACACAAUACAUAUAUUUAUUGAUUUCAGUAAAAGUUUUCACAUGGUUUGGCUUAAGGGCCGUAUCAAACAGAUUCAAUACAAAACCUUUAAGGGACGUAUUCUUAAUUUCCAUUACUAACAGACACCAAUAUUCCAGUAAAAUUAAAACACCUGCGAGUUCGGUUGCAAAAGCGCGGUGACAUCUACAGGUAACCUAUCUUCCUAUUGAAACAUAGUAUGUUUAUCUUCUAAUUAUAAAAUUAUAUGCCGUAAAUAGAACACUAUUUUGAAACUGCAUGGUUAUUGUAUACUAUCGACUAUCGUAUGUACACUGAACAAGAAGAUAAAGUCAUCAAUAUCCCCGCCCUUUUCAAUAUGUAAAAUCAUUUAAAUCAAACAAUCUGUCAUAUUUCUUAUUAUACUAAAGCCGCCUCCGUUCUCUAGCGGUAGAGCGUCCGCCCGGAAAGCGGAAGGUCCGGGGUUUGAUCCCCGGACGCGUCAUACCAAAGGAGGAAAUGAAUAUAGAUUGCCAUGUUGUCUGACUGUAGAUAUGAUUUGUGAUCAUGCUUAGUAUUCGUGCUUCAGGGUAAUUAUUAUGGUCUUCAAUCAUUCCUUCUCUGGAGAUCUGUAGGUGAUGCUUUCACACUGAUGGAAGGAAGUCAUUAAACCCAAAAAAUUCAACUCAACUUAUAUCAUAUAUUUUCUGCUUUGCUUUUUCAUACUGCUUUAAAUAUUUCAGGUUCAUAACAUCUCUGGCGUUUUGACUGGACAAUAACCUCUUAAAUGUAUACAAAUUAGGCCAUUCAUUCUUGUAAGCAAUUGCUAGUAUUCAAGUCUAUGUUUUAACAAAUAAUGAAAUUCGCCUGCAACUAAAGGAGAGUUUCAACUCAGGCGUAGCAUCGAUCGCAAUGUCGCGCGCCGUCACAGUUGGAAGUUGGAAGUUAUGCGAGUGUGAAUGUGAGGACCUAAUUGGGUUUUUUAACUGUUCGAGCAUUUAGGGGUUUUGUAUGCUUAAUAUGGAUACUUGGGACUCCCAAAUGAGUUCGAGACAACCAGGAUUUCGACACAUCCAAUUCGACAGAUCCGAGGAUAAAUGAUGUUGAAUAUAAUAGGAAUCGCAUGAAACGGUUGGUGCAUUCGCGACAACCAUGAAUUCUACACAUCUAAGUUCCACAGAAAGAGGUUCGACUAUGUCAGGAGAAAUAUUUUUCGUGUCAAAAUCUUUAUGAGCCAGAUGUACAUUUACAUCACACCCUGUAUAAGUUGUGUAUCCCUUAUGCGAUGCUUGUUUUAUCUUACACGCC
Haliotis rufescens (red abalone) is the source of this 3882-nucleotide messenger RNA. RefSeq lists its product as uncharacterized. The record is from RefSeq and is a predicted model, not a curated record. The coding region runs from base 126 to 953 and encodes 275 amino acids. The transcript has 6 exons. Lineage: Eukaryota; Metazoa; Mollusca; Gastropoda; Lepetellida; Haliotidae.